This is a messenger RNA of Betta splendens (Siamese fighting fish), 4403 nucleotides long. Its product is annotated as sulfate transporter-like. Bases 484 to 2652 code for a protein of 722 amino acids. The record is from RefSeq and is a predicted model, not a curated record. NCBI's taxonomy places the organism in Eukaryota, Metazoa, Chordata, Actinopteri, Anabantiformes, Osphronemidae. Gene Ontology annotation, molecular function: oxalate transmembrane transporter activity; sulfate transmembrane transporter activity; chloride transmembrane transporter activity. Gene Ontology annotation, cellular component: membrane. Gene Ontology annotation, biological process: transmembrane transport. The transcript has 4 exons.
UCAGCACAACUGCUGUAAGGUCUUUUCAAAGACGAGCGGCUUGAGGCUGUUGAGACGGGACGAUGGCCAACAACGGUCAGAGUUAAUCAAAUCUCACAAAUUAAAGUAGGUAGCAAUGAAGGCCGCACAACAAACCAACAGUCCUGAGUUUAGACAGAACAACACUUAUGACUUUAACCCAGUGAUGUGAAUCCUCAAUCCUCCUGCAGAAUAAACCAUUGAACAUGCACAUUAAGUUCAGUCUGCUCCUGUUAUUUCAAUCAGCCAGUUGCAAUGUUUCCUUAAAGCCAGCAGCUCUUAUCACCGUAUUCCUGUGUGACCUUGGAUCCAUCUCCACUGUCAGUAGCCCUCUAGAGUUAGAAUGAGUGUGGUCCCCUCCAUGUGUAGACUCUGCUCGUUCUAUAAGGUAUCUAUCGUAUAGAACAAGCACAGACUAUUAAUGUGAACUAACUUCUCUCAUCACCACAGCUCAAGGGCUCGAUCAUGACUCACGACGACGACUGCUGCACAACAGAAGACGAAGCCGAGAGCAGGCAGCAGCAGCGUCUCGCUCUGGAGAGAGUGGAGAAAGGAACAAAGUGGACACGGGUGGCGUCGGCGCGGCUGAGGAAACACUGCUCAUGCUCCCCUGACAAGGCUAAGUCCAAAACACUGGGCUUCGUCCCGAUUCUGAAAUGGCUACCGCGCUACCAGCUGAGGGACUGGCUCCUGGGCGAUGUCAUGUCGGGGCUGAUUGUUGGAACCCUGCUGGUGCCCCAGUCCAUAGCCUACUCCCUACUGGCCAGCCAGGACCCCAUUUACGGCAUCUACACCUCCUUCUUCUCCAGCAUCAUCUACGCCCUGUUGGGUACCUCCAGACACAUCUCGGUGGGGAUCUUUGGGGUGCUCUGCCUGCUUGUGGGCCAAGUUGUGGACAGAGAGUUGGCUCUGGCAGGAUUCCUCCCAGAAAGCAGAGGUGCUGGGAGUGACAACAGCACUUUCCCACUGGUUGUCCAGGGGAACAGCAGCACUGGGGUGGAAUGUGACAGAAGCUGUUACGCCAUCACAGUGGGAGCGACGCUUACCUUUACUGCUGGGGUUUACCAGGUGAUAAUGGGUCUUUUCCAGGUUGGCUUCAUAUCCGUGUACCUCUCGGACUCCCUGCUCAGUGGCUUUGCUACAGGAGCCUCUUUGACCAUCCUCACUUCCCAGAUCAAGUACCUUCUGGGCCUAAAGAUCCCAAGACCCCAGGGCUGGUUCACGCUAUUCAAGACUUUGUACAGUUUGCUCACCAACCUGGGAAACACUAACAUUUGUGACCUGGUGACCAGUGUGCUGUGUUUGCUGAUACUUGUACCUACCAAAGAGCUUAACGACCGCUUCAAAUCCAAACUAAAGGCACCGAUUCCCUUCGAGCUCUUUGUGGUGAUAAUUGCAGCACUGGCUUCUCACUUUGGCUACUUCAACACAGAGUACGGUUCUGAAGUGGCUGGUGACAUCCCCACAGGCUUCCUUCCCCCUCAGAUGCCUUUAUGGUCUCUGAUUCCCAGCGUGGCUCUUGAUGCUUUUUCCAUUGCCAUCGUGGGAUUCGCCAUCACUGUCUCAUUGUCCGAAUUGUUUGCCAAGAAGCACGGCUACCAGGUGGAUGCAAACCAAGAGAUGUAUGCCAUCGGCUUCUGCAACAUCCUGCCUUCUUUUUUCCACUGCUUCGUCACCAGCGCUGCCUUAACCAAGACUCUCGUCAAGGAGUCCACAGGUUGCCAGACACAACUGUCUGGACUGGUCUCCGCCGUCGUCCUUCUGCUGGUGCUUCUAGUAAUUGCGCCGCUCUUCUAUUCCCUGCAGAAGUGUGUGCUGGCUGCCAUCAUCGUGGUCAACCUCCGUGGUGCUCUACGAAAGUUCACUGACGUUCCCAACAUGUGGCGUGUCAAUCGCGUGGAUACCUCCAUCUGGCUGAUCACCAUGGCAACCUCAGCGCUGGUCAACACGGAGCUGGGCCUCCUUGUUGGGGUUUUGGUGUCAGCCUUCUGCGUCUUGGGCCGAACCCAGCAAGCCCAGGUGGUGGAGCUGGGCCGAGCUGCAAGCAGGGAGCACUACGAGGACCUGUCUUCUUACCGAGGCCUUGAGACGCUUCCUGAAGUGGCCGUCUUCAGGUACGAGGCUCCAAUUUACUACGCCAAUCAGAGCUUGUUCAAAAAGUCUCUCUACAAGUGUGUGGGGCUCGACCCUGUGAAGGAGAAAGCACGGCGUACGAAGCUCAAGAAGAAGAGCAAACCACAGGAAGAAGGCAGAGGCGACAUACAUAAGAAGUCUGAAGGGGACAAAGUGUGUAAAGGUGAAGAGACUCAAGCUGCAGUGAAUGUUACCUUGAUGCUCAACGAAGCUCCUCGUAGCGUACGCAGCAUCGUCAUGGACUGCAGCGCUGUCCUGUUCCUAGAUACCGCUGGGUUAAAUGCUCUCAAAGAGGUCAGAAAAGAUUACGGAGAACUUGGGGUCAGGGUUGUUCUGGCUCAUUGUAAUACCACGGUGCUGGACACUCUGGAAAAAGGCGGCUAUGAACCCAACAAAGAAGGCGAGACCGGCGAAAACAACGUAAUAUUCUUCACCAUCGGAGACGCCGUCCGCUACGUCCAGAGCCUCUCUGCUGCCAACGGAGAAUGUGACACCAAAUAAGACAUUAACAUAUGUGCAGUAGACAACAGGAAAGUUGUUUCUAAGUGCCUUAAAUACUACAGAGAUUCAGGUACAGUUAUUUUAUGAACCCAUGUAGAAAAGCCUUAGUCUCUCCUUAGAGGAUGUAGAGCCGCAGAUCAAAAGCCUUAAACUGAACCUUUUAAUGGAAUUGAUUUUUUACAUCUAUGUUCAUCAUUCCAAUCUGCAGCGUCCUUAGAGAUAUUAGUGUAGCUCAGUGCCUAAACUAUGAAAUGGACAUACUGUCACUGUCCUAAUAUAUAUAUAUAUAUAUAUAUAUAUAUAUAUAUAUAUUUUUUACUGUUACUAGUUUGUUACUCUGCUUGGGUAGUUGUUUCUGACUUUCAGAGGCUGUUUUGGCUCCUCAGCUCAGGUUUCUGGCCAGUGAUGCAAUUAAAUACUGAAUUUAGGCCAGUUUGACAAUUCAUGGCAAAGAGGGUGAAACAGAAUGUCUAAUCAAACUUUUCCAAAAUGUUAAGUCUAUUUUAUGAUGUCAUAAAGCUCAGGCUCACAGUUGGUUCUUGUUGAACAAUAUGCAGGGUAUAUAUGAUCCUUGUACAAACUUGAAUAUUGUCCAGCACAUUUCAGCAGAUAUGACAGGAGGCUGUCGUCUAAACAUCUGCCCUGUUGGAAAGGGGAAGUACUGGAAAUCCCUCACUUUUACACCAACAUAAGGACAACGAUAAGGAGGAGAAACCUCCUGGACACUGACAUUUACGGCUUUGUUUAUUCAUAUGACUAAAGUCACAGAAGCAGCAUUAACGUAGCACUUACAGUACAGAAACAGGUAGAGUCUUAUGACUAACAUUAUAGUAUGUUUGUGAUAAACCAGACAUGUAACUAGCCCAUAAACACAAACACUGCUUCCUGAAGGUUUCAGGGUUACAGUAGCUUUUAUCUGUUCAUCCUGCGGUCCUAUCUUAAAGCCAACAUGUUUAUGACCCUGCAGCGCUGCAAUGUACCAAAUACUGCAGUCAGGGUCUGUGAAGCUUUACAGUUAAAUGUUGGGGAAUUCUGAGCUUUUUUUAGCCCAAAAAUAGAAAUCCCAUGUAGCAUAAUUUACAUAUAUUUUUAUACUUGCUUUUACAUAAAACAAAGAAUAUGGAUUUGUUUACGAUAUCUUAAAUGACAAAAACUGUACAGCCUUUGUGACGUUCACUGAAUAGCAGUUGUAAAAUAUGAACGUACUCAAGGUUUGUUCCAACAGUUUUUCACAUGAUCCAUGUUUGUCUACUGUAUAAGUUUAAUUUCAGCUUGGAACAAAUCUACAAACUGAUAGGAUCUGUGAAAUGGUAGCACCUCUGUCUAAUUUCUGGGUUUCUUUUUUGCUUCAAGAUAAAAUAUAUACAUAUAUUAAAUUGCCAAAAAAGAAAAGUCAAAGCUUCCUAAUGUCCUUGCUCCUGAGAUAUUAUGGUUCCAGGGCUUUAGUUGGUGUCAGCACUUUAUCCUGCAACUGCUACUAAACUGUGGACUCAGCAAACAGUAUCCAUUUGUUAAUGCAUUUUUAUCUUCUGCUGGUGAAAGGUUUCCUUAUUAUUUCGAAUACAUUGCAUCACUUGUUAAACAACCUUUAUUUACCCUGAAUCAGUUCUGUUCGGCUUUUAGUUAUCACACUACACCUGAGUAGCCACACCUCACCCUGGCAAACGAUGCCAACGGACUUGUAACCAGGAGCUUAUGUAAUAUCUGGACACGGCCAACAUAUAUACAAUAAAAAUAAAAUAUUAGCUGCA